AUGCCAGCCGUCCUCCAGUCAACUAUUGAUCUAUUAGAGACGGAACUGGCCAGGGCCAGGGCCGCACUGAAAGAAAUCCAACCUGAUACUGCACCCAUCUUGAUCCCCGGGGAUGAACUUGCCGCUGGGGCGAUUGCAGCUUAUCGUCGAAACCUCAUUGCACGAGCCUCAGACUUCUACUAUGGCUCCCGCCGCCUGUCUCCCAAGGAGGUGGGACUAGUCCCUGUCAUUCAAGAGGUACAGUCAGAUGAAGAAGAGGAUAAGGAGUCACGGCAAAAGCUUAAUGAUAUUAUUAUUGAGACGCCCCCCAAGCAAGUUUCCCUCGUGGACGUUCUCUCAAACAGCUUGAUUCUCGAUCAUAUGGCUCCAUACCUCUCAGUCCCAACACUGUUUGCCCUAGCCUCAACGUCGCACGUUCUUCGUACCGUGAUUAUGAAAACUCCGUAUAUUUUUCGGCAUCUAGAUCUGACCCAAGGUCCUGGGCACUGGCUUCCUAGCAAUUCAUCAAGGAGCUCGGAAGCCGGGAUUAGCAGCAAUGAAAGUCUGGAGAACUCCUUGACUGAGGAUGCACCCUAUUCAGUCCCUCUUCAAAGAAUAAUUGCUGGUCUGGGGCGGAGUUCUAUCCUUCAGGAUGUGCGAACUCUAAUCUUGGACGGUCUUUCUGUCCCCGCGGAGCUGGUUGCGGAACUUAUCUUGACAGACCGUUUCAAUGUAAACCUACUGUCGAUAAGGGAAUGUCGUCAUCUGAAUGAGCGUAAACUGAUACAAGUGCUUCAGCAUGCUGUCCGACCUUCGCGUCCCAAAGGGGCCCCUCGGGUGAAAGGCAUUUAUUACUUUACCCCUAUGACCCAGCCUCGAGCCAUGAUGCGGAGCCGCUACCGUGACUGGUGGAGUUCCAGAUGUACUCCUCCAACGAGCAACGGAGUUCUGGAGACGAAAGAAGGGCCGCCAUCCUCCGAUGACACUCGUGAGAGCGCAUUGUAUUAUCAGAAUGCGUGGUAUCGCCCCUCUGGAAAGCUCAUACCUCGCUCGAUUGACGAAGGCUGGGCUCAUACCAUUCAACAGUGCCAGGGUAUCAUUUCUUUCGACGCCGUACUGUGUCGUGGACCCCGGCAUAAUGUUGACCUCUACACUUCGCUAGAACAUGAUGAAGAUGGGUAUCGACCCGAAGGUCAACCACUCGGACCAGCAAUCGCUACAGUCGCCCUAGGGCCCAGAGGGUGCGACGGCUGUCGUACUUCACCAGAAGGCCCGGCAGUCUGGGGUGAAUCCCCUGAAAGGCAGUUUCCUUUGCUUGCCCCGCUCCCUUUGCAUUCGUCAUCUGUAGCUGUGGCGAAGCGUCCAGUGCUCUUUCCCGAUGUACACCCUAUCCUGGUUGCCCGUUGCGCUGAGUGCUUGACUGAUCGCUGGUGUCGUCGAUGCAACAAAUGGUUCUGCACGAACUGCCUACCGAGUCCCGAACGGGUGAGGACUAACUUAUCGCCCCAUCAAACUGCGGUAAGGGGGCCGCGAGCUAGCCAGGAUACAAGUUUGUCUCACGAGCGAAGGGUACGCUUCUCAAUGACUGACAAAACCCGAUAUGAACAGCCACCACUAACAUGA
Messenger RNA from Aspergillus oryzae RIB40, 1602 nucleotides. RefSeq lists its product as uncharacterized. Bases 1 to 1602 code for a protein of 533 amino acids. NCBI's taxonomy places the organism in Eukaryota, Fungi, Ascomycota, Eurotiomycetes, Eurotiales, Aspergillaceae. The transcript has a single exon. The record is from RefSeq and is a predicted model, not a curated record.